This is a messenger RNA of Xiphophorus hellerii (green swordtail), 6681 nucleotides long. RefSeq names its product cache domain containing 1 (gene cachd1). The record is from RefSeq and is a predicted model, not a curated record. Gene Ontology annotation, molecular function: voltage-gated calcium channel activity. Gene Ontology annotation, cellular component: voltage-gated calcium channel complex. The coding region runs from base 1 to 3909 and encodes 1302 amino acids. The transcript has 27 exons. NCBI's taxonomy places the organism in Eukaryota, Metazoa, Chordata, Actinopteri, Cyprinodontiformes, Poeciliidae.
AUGGCGAGGCGGACUGCGGAGGCUCAGACGCCGAGGACUCGCGCUGCUUUCCGGGAUAAACACCUUCCCCUCCGCGGCGGCUCGGUGGCUUUUUCGUGGCGCCUCGCUUUGAUUUGCUCGGCUCUCUCUUGCGGAUACUGCGGAGCCGAGACGGAGUUUUCCAUCCUGGAAGAAGCGCAAGUUUUGGCGGAGCAAAUGAAAAAGCUGUCCUCACAGGAGCUGGGAGUUUUCACGAUGCAGAGGAUUUUCAACUCAUUCGUGUACACGGAGAAGACAUCAAACGGAGAGACAGAAGUUCAGCAGUUGGCCAAGAAGAUUCGGGAAAAGUUUAACCGCUACCUCGAUGUGGUGAACAGAAACAAGCAGGUGGUGGAGGCGUCCUACACGGCCCACCUCACCUCUCCUCUGACAGCGAUACAGGACUGCUGCUCCAUACCUGCAUCUAUGAUGGAGUUUGAUGGAAACUUCAAUACCAACGUGUCGAAGACCAUCUGCUGUGACAGACUUUCCCCCACAGUCAACAGCAGAGCAUUCAACCCGGGACGAGACCUCAACUCAGUGUUGGCAGACAACCUGAAGUCCAACCCAGGGAUAAAGUGGCAGUACUUCAGCUCAGAGGAGGGCAUCUUUACCGUCUUCCCCGCCCACAAGUUCCACUGCAAAGGAAACUACGAACAUCGCAGCCGGCCUGUGUACGUCUCUGCAGUGCGUCCACAAUCCAAACACAUUGUGGUGAUGGUCGACCAUGGAGCGUCUAUAACAGAUUCACAGCUUCAGAUCGCCCGUGAUUCUGCUCUUGUGAUCCUUAAUUCCAUCGACGAACACGAUAAGAUCUCCAUCCUGUCUGUGGCAGAAGCGGUCCGCUCCUGCUCUCUGGACCAGUGUUACAAGAGCCUGCUGUCUCCGGCCACUAGCGAGACUAAGAGGAAGAUGAGCACCUUCAUCUCUAACAUCAAGGCCUCUAAUGGAGCCACGCAGCAUGCAGUUGGCUUCCAGAAGGCUUUCCAGCUGCUCCGCAACACCAGCAGCCUCAGCAAGCAGAGCUCCACUACAGAUAUGGUCAUCAUCUACCUUUCAUCUGGCGUUACGUCUCGAGAAUCGUCCGAGCUGGAGAAGAGAGCGACGCUCAGCGUGGUCAGAGAGGAGAACCGACACCUCAACAACUCCGUCAUGAUCCUCACUUACGCUCUUAUGAACGAGGGAGUCACGGGCUUGAAGGAGCUGGCCUUCCUCAGAGACCUCGCCGAACAGAAUUCCGUCAAGUACGGCGUCGACCGAGCGUUGGAAAGGGAGCGCGGAUCGGCCGGAGCCCCCAUGAUGCCGGUGGUGAAGGGCAGCAUGAUGGUGCUGAACCAGCUGAGCAACCUGGAAACAUCAGUGGGACGCUUCUACAUCAACCUGCCCAACCGCAUGAUUGACUUGGUGCGCUUCAGCCUGCCCUACUCCGACCCCAUGGGGGAUGGCUUCAUCAUGACUGUGAGCCGGCCCUGUUACUUCGGUAACCUGCUCCUCGGUGUGGUCGGAGUGGAUGUGAACCUGGCUUACAUCCUCGAGGACGUCACCUACUACCAAGACUCACUGGCUUCUUAUACAUUUCUCAUUGACAACAAAGGUUACACCUUGAUGCAUCCAUCUUUGACCAGACCAUACCUAAUGACAGAGCCGCCCCUGCAUACUGAUAUUAUCCACUACGAGAACAUCCCAGGAUUCCCUGUUGUCCGACACAACAUCCUCAGCCUCCCUUUAGGCAGUCAGAUCAUUGCUGUGCCCGUCAACUCUUCCCUUUCCUGGCACACAAACCGGUUGAGGGACAACAGCAAAGAUGCUUACAAUGUCAGCUAUGCCUGGAAACUGGUCCAGGACACAUCUUUUAUUCUGUGCAUCGUGUACAUCCAGCCAGAGAUCCCAGUGAAGCAGCUGAAGAACCUGAACACGGCACCCAGCUCUAAGCUACUGUACCAUCGCUUAGACCUGUUGGGCCAACCCAGCUCCUGCCUGCACUUCAAGCAGCUCGCCACUGUCGAAUCCCCCACAGUGAUGCUGUCUGCUGGUAGCUUCUCCUCUCCAUAUGAACAUCUCAGUCAGCCGGAGACGAAGCGGAUGGUGGAGCACUACACGGCCUACCUCAGUGAUAACACCAGGCUUAUUGCCAACCCAGGCCUCAAGUCCUCUGUCAGGAACGAGGUUAUGGCAACCAGUCAUGUUACGGAUGAGUGGAUGACACUAAUGGAAAUGAGUAGCCUCAACUGCUACAUUGUGCGCCGUUACAUAGCAACGCCCAGCGGGGUGCUCCGGAUUUACCCAGGAUCGCUGAUGGACAAAGCGUUCGACCCGACCCGCAGACAAUGGUACCAGCAUGCUGUGGCUAACCCGGGCCUCAUCACCUUCACCGGUCCCUAUCUGGAUGUUGGCGGCGCAGGAUACGUCGUCACCAUCAGCCACACUAUUCAUGCCUCCAGCUCUCAGAUGGCCCCUGGGUAUGCAGUUGCAGUGAUGGGUAUAGACUUUACUCUUCGCUACUUCUAUAAGGUCCUGCUGGAUCUGCUGCCCAUCUGCAACCAGGAUAAAGGCCAUAAGAUCAGGUGCUUUAUAAUGGAGGACAGAGGAUACCUGGUUGCUCACCCAACCCUCAUUGACCCAAAGGGUCAUGCCCCAGCAGAACAACAGCACAUCACUCACAAGGAGCCACUCGUGGCCAAUGACAUCCUGAACCAUCCAAACUUUGUCAAGAAAAAUCUUUGCAACAGCUUCAGCGACCGGACAGUGCAGCGCUUCUACAAGUUCAACACCAGCAUAGUGGGAGACCUCACAAACCUCGUCCAUGGCAGCCAUUGCUCCAAGUAUCGCCUGACUAGAAUCCCUGGCACCAAUGCAUUUGCUGGCAUUGUCAAUGAGACGUGUGACUCGCUGGCUUUCUGCGCCUGCAGCACGGUGGACCGCCUCUGCCUCAACUGCCACAGGAUGGAGCAGAAUGAGUGUGAGUGUCCAUGUGAGUGCCCUCUGGAGGUCAAUGAGUGCACAGGCAACCUCACCAAUGCUGAGAACAGGAACCCCAGCUGUGAGGUGCAUCAAGAACCAGUCAGCCUGAAUGUGAUUGAUCCCGGUCUGCACGACACCCUGCCGCAGUGCAUCAACACCCGCUGCAGCCAGAGAUACUCCAGCAGUGACUGUUUCGGUGUCCUGGACUGUGAGUGGUGCAUGGUGGACAGCGACGGUAAGACCCACCUGGACAAGCCGUACUGCGCCCUGCAGAAGGAGUGCUUUGGAGGCAUCGUUGGAGCCAAGAGUCCAUAUGCAGACGGUCUGGGUCUUAUUGAUGAGGAAGUGGCAUCCUUGAACAUGAUCAAGAGCGCCCCUGUGGGUCCGGUCGCUGGGGGCAUCAUGGGAUGCAUCAUGGUGCUGGUGCUGGCCGUGUACGCCUACAGACAUCAGAUCCACAGACGCUCACACCAGCACAUGUCACCACUUGCUGCACAGGAAAUGUCUGUGAGAAUGUCCAACCUCGACAAUGAAAGAGACGAGAGAGACGAAGACAGUCAUGAAGACAGAGGAAUCAUCAGUAACACCAGAUUCAUAGCUGCAGUCAUUGAGAGACACACUCACAGUCCUGAACGGAGACGGAGGUACUGGGGCCGAUCAGGGACAGAGAGCGACCACGGCUACAGCACCAUGAGUCCACAGGAGGACAGCGAGAAUCCGCCCGGAAACAACGACCCCCUCUCGGCAGGGGUCGACGUCGGUAACCACGACGACGACAUGGACCUGGACACGCCCCCUCAGACAGCCGCGCUGCUGAGCCACAAGUUCCACCCGUACCGACACGUGCACACCCACCACCACCCGCUGCACACGCAGACACAUCACCUGCAGGCCGCCGUGACUGUGCACAGCGUGGACGCAGAGUGCUGAUGCUCCAGGGGAUUGAACUAGUUUUUAAUAAAAGACUAUUUUUGUAAAACAUUUGAGUUUAAUGAGACGAUCCACACUGUGUACUUCAAGGUUCAGAUGAGUGGAGGAAGAUUACCACAGCUGGACCCAGUACCUCAGAGCUGCUCGGAUUCGCACUCUGAAUUAUGAAUGAUGCCACAAUGUGUCGUCGUGGCAACAUCUUCUUUCUCUCAUCCCCUCUUUAAUUCAGCCUAACUUAAAGCACAUGCAUAAGGCAGCCCUGCGCCAGUACGUGUAAGCAGUUGGGAUUUCCAGUUUUUUCCAUUUGAAGGAUUCAGAACUCACAAUUUUAAUGAGAACAGGAAACAACUGGAGCCCAAAAACUUUGAGCAGAGACACAAAUCUUUCAAGGUUGGGUCCAGUAUGGAACUUUCUUGACUAUAAAUCCAGCCCAAAAUAGGUGGCACCCCUUCAAAGGGCUCUUGCCCAGAGAUUCACACCAGGGGUCAGCAUAUCUGAAAAACAGAAAAAAAUAUAUUUUUUACUCCCUAACAAAGAGCUGCGUCUAGUGGAACUCUAACGUUACUUUUCUCUCAACUUUCUGGUCUCCAGAGUUUAUCUGGGAGUUGUAGCCUUUCUCCAAAAAAGAGGCUUCUGGUGUCAUCCAACAUGCUGUCGGGUGAUACCUGAACACUUUCAUGAAUGUUUGUGAAUGUCAACAUAGGGAAGAAAAUUCUUCAACAUUUUGCAUAAAUACAUAAACACUUUAUGAGUACAAUAUUAUUUUUCUACUAUUUAUUAAAGACGUAGAUCUUCAAGAGCUGACAAAGCAGUGAGGCAGUAAGUAAUUUUGCAAACAGCGCAUCAGAUUUAAGGCUCAUUACUUUUGCUUUUUUUCUGCCCUGAAAAUAUAAAAGAAAAACACCAUUACAUUUUUAGAUCUAUUUUUACUGUCAUCAUAGGUUAAAUGAAACUGUUUUUUUUAAUUGCAACAAUAUUUUUAUAUUGUGACAUUUUUCACAAAUUAUUCAUUUUCAGUCUCGUUCCAUUUGCAGCUCAUAAGGAGUUGGCUCUUUGGAUUAUAAAGGUUACACAUCCCUGACAUAGAUGAUGAAAUAAAAUUAGUUUUAAAGCUUGUUACCUUAUGAUAAUCAGAUUAUGCAGCAGUAAAGAUACCAGUUUAAUAUCAAUUUAAGAUGUUCUCUCUGUCAAACUUGAGAGGAAACGGAAUGAAUUGCAAGUAUUUUUUUGUGCCAUUUUCAAGCUUAUUAUGGUGAGAACAAACUCAUGUUAAACUCAAAACAUCAUUAAACAUGUUAAAAUUGUGUAAGAAGCUUAAUUUGGGGGUGAAAAAAUUAAGACAGUGAGCCUUAUUCUGUGUCAUGACAUGUAGCACAUAUUUCAGUUUUCCCGAGGUAUGUGUAUUGUUGUUCAGAUGAAGCAUUUUCGAUGGAGGUGGAAAAUUAUUCUCCACAACUAAGACAGAAUUUUUUGUGCUCGUUUAAAAGAAAAAGAAAUAUAAGUUCAACCUUUGGUAGAUGGAGGAGCAGCAGCUGAAGCCAGCACCAGCAAAAAACCAUUCCUGGCUUUAGUCACUGCCGGGGAGAUUUGUGUCAGGAUGAUAAUUGGGGGAUCCUUUAAGAGUUCCUGGCGUAGGCGGACAUUUUCUGUCCUGAAUAGAAAAGCGGGAGAGGACGUUGUCUCACUACAACCUUUUUGCCUUUGAGGCCAAGCUGAUGCUGCAUGUGCUGCGUGUGAAGGCUGUGUGCAUCGACGUCGUUCUUAUCAGAAUGGAAGGAAAGGAACGCUGCUGCUGGGCAGAGGUUUACACCCGACUGUCGGCUCCUCUGUGGUUAACCACUCAAACUGUUCGUUUGUUUUUAUGUGUUUGUGUGUGUCAGAGAAAAUGACAAUGUGUGAUGAAUGUGUAAUUAUCCACCAGAAACACUUUCCUUGAAAGCAUUAUUUUUUUAAAAUAGUGUUAGAGAAUAAUAGCUGAAUUUAUUAUGAAUGAAAAUUCUCUGUUUCUCCCGAGAGGUUGCUUCUUUCCGUGCUUUUGUUUUGAUCAGAUCCUGUUGGUGUGGCAUCUUAUGGAUGCCAAGAUGUCUAUUGUUCUGCAGAGAUUCAUUAUAAAGUGUAAAUACAGAGUCAUGAAUAGUUAUUAAUGUCCUGUACACUCAUUUAAAAAAACAGCAAAUGUUGAUAUUCAGAUAUUGAAUCGUCUGUUCAUGGUGUCUCGCUAUAUUUUUGAUGCCUUGGAUGUUUUUCUUUUAUUUUUUAGGCUUAUUUUUCUUUAGGUCCAUAUUGGAUGGAAGUCAGUACUUGGGAUUUUAAUACACAGUUUAUGUUUAAGAGAAUUGUAGUUUUUAAAGGUUUAUUAUUGUGUGUCUUUGAAAACUAUGUAAAAUACAGAACAACUCUCCACACACUAAAUUAGAUUCGACAGUUUUUCAUUAACGACCAAACCAAAUGUUUCUGCCUAACUUUUAAUGUGUUUCACUUUUUUUCCUUUGAGAAGAAAACUCUACAGAAGAGUUGCAUCUUUUGAUUCGAGUGGAACAGGCAUACAGAAAAUGGAAGCUUUUUUCCCUACAAACUGAAAUCUACACCUUUUUGUUUCAGCAGUAUUUCCAAACAGGCUUAAAAAAUAGUGUGUUUAUACAGAACACAGAAUUACAAGUUAUUGACUGAAGGAACAUGUGUACGUCACCCAACCCCGCUCCCAAUGUAUCGUAUACAGUUAACUGAGAUUAAUUGCAAUGUGAAUGUGAUAAAGUGCAUUUUACAGUUAAA